UCUGGAGGUCCCAGUUUAUGCUUCAAAAACUUUGGAUUAAAUCAUGCACUUGAAAAAGUUCUUGAUGGGAAGUUUGCAGAUAUUUUGGCACAGACAAAAGAAGAGCUAUUUGUGGGUGAACAAGCUGGUGCCCCAACAAAUCCUGAUCUUACAAAAUAUGCUACUGACUGGUUUAAAUUAUAUAAAGAAUUAUGA
Messenger RNA from Entrophospora candida, 195 nucleotides. NCBI's taxonomy places the organism in Eukaryota, Fungi, Glomeromycota, Glomeromycetes, Entrophosporales, Entrophosporaceae. The record is from the annotation of a GenBank genome assembly.